This is a messenger RNA of Clupea harengus (Atlantic herring), 2250 nucleotides long. RefSeq names its product inaD-like protein (gene patj). The transcript is spliced from 16 exons. NCBI's taxonomy places the organism in Eukaryota, Metazoa, Chordata, Actinopteri, Clupeiformes, Clupeidae. Gene Ontology annotation, molecular function: protein binding. The coding region runs from base 622 to 2250 and encodes 542 amino acids. The record is from RefSeq and is a predicted model, not a curated record.
AAUACUGUGCAGUAUAUGCGGUUUGGCAAAAGCGCAGAUUAAGCUGCGGUCGCAAUGUUAGUAAAUGAGGCCCAAAGUUCCUAAUCGAUCUUACCUUUUUCCUUUGCUCUUAAAGUGCACCAGAUUGAGGCAUUAAACUUAAAAAAAAAAAACACACAUUCUUCUUCCGGGUGAACAUGCUCCCAGACCCCCCUAGGGUCAUAGUGAGGUCAUAGUGAGGUCCACCCACCAUAGUCUCACAAAAUCUUUUCUGAAACACUGCCAAAUGGAGAUCAGAGAAUCCCAUAGUACCUGCUUCUUGAUGAACUCGUGAUGGCCAGAAAUCUGUUGAAAGACCCCUGAUAUGUUGGAGAGGACAACCACAUGUCUUUCCAGAUCUGUCUUGAUACGACUAACAUAAGAACCCUUUUCCUGGCAAUCCCUGUUCUUCAAUGGGAAAGCUGAGGGUGAGGCAUACAGAUGUCAGUGACCUAACCAAUACUCUGGACCUCCCCAUCAUCAGAAUUUGACGGGGGUCGAAUGAAUGAUGUAAUGUUAAAUCAGGUUGAGGGAGAGAAUACAUUUACAUUUAUUUGCAAUUUUUAACCCUUUAAUAAAGGUCCCUCAUUAUAAAUUACUUUAAUGACUUUUCACAAACUCUUCAUUCUCCAGAAUAUUGUCAAAAUGUCAUCAGAGAGGGAAAAACCGCAUCCUGAUGAGGUGAAACCCAAGUCCCUGGUGAAGUCGAUUAUUGUCAAAAUGUCAUCAGAGAGGGAAAAAACGCUUCCUGAUGAGGUGAAAACCAAGUCCCUGGUGAAGUCGAAUAUUGUCAAAAUGUCAUCAGAGAGGGAAAAACCGCUUCCUGACGAGGUGAAAACCAAGUCCUUGGUGAAGUCGGACCUGGCGUACAGUACUAGUGUUGGGCCUCAGGAAGCAGUAGUGAAGAGCCUGGAGACGGAGAAGCCUUCAAAUCUUCUCAAAAUGUCAUCAGAGAGGGAAAAACCGCAUCCUGAUGAGGUGAAAACCAAGACCGUGGUGAAGUCGGCUGACAGUCUUCCUAAUAUCCCUGGGACUACCAGUGAACUUCUUAUGGACGCUGUGGACACGUCCACCUCAACACCAGCUGCACCCCCUCCCUGCACCAGUCCAGACUCUCCAGAUUGUAGCAAAGAUCCUACCAUAUGUCCCAUCCUGCCAGGGCUGGAGACCAUCAUUGAGAUUUCUAAAGGUCGCUCCGGACUUGGUCUCAGCAUCGUUGGUGGCAAAGACACCCAGCUGGAUGCUAUAGUGAUUCAUGAGGUUUAUGAGGAAGGAGCUGCAGCAAGGGACGGCCGUCUGUGGGCCGGAGACCAGAUCCUGCAGGUGAAUGGAGUGGACUUGCGUGGCGCGACACAUGAGGACGCCAUUUCGGCUCUGCGGCAGACACCAGCCACAGUGCAGCUGGCAGUUCUGCGAGACGAGGCGAGGCAGCGGGAUGAGGAGAGCCUGGACGUGUUCACUGUAGAGCUGCAGAAGAAAGCUGGACGCGGCCUUGGCCUCAGCAUCGUGGGCAAGAGAAAUGGCUCGGGUGCGUUCAUCUCUGACAUAGUUCGGGGCGGAGCAGCGGAGGCUGAUGGCCGUUUGAUGCAGGGGGAUCAGAUCUUGGCUGUGGAGGGGGAGGACAUGAGACAGGCAUCCCAAGAGACAGUUGCAGCUAUCCUCAAAUGUGCCAGGGGAAGGGUGGUGUUGGAACUUGGCCGACUGAAGGCAGCCUCUUGGGUGUCCUCCCGCCACCCCUCACAGGGAAGCCAGAUGAUGCCAAAUACCAACAGCAGCAAUGCCACCUAUGCCUCUCUGGCAGGAAAUACCGUUCAGAACAUCCACAAGCCUGAAAAUAACAUGUCCACCAAGAGCUCAGGACCUGACACAGGCCUUCGUACUGUGGAGAUAAAACGAGGUCCUAAUGACGCCCUAGGCAUCAGUAUAGCAGGAGGGAAAGGCAGUCCUUUGGGGGAUAUCCCCAUCUUUGUGGCCAUGAUCCAAGCCAAUGGCGUGGCAGCUAAGACACACCGACUCAAGGUGGGUGACCGCAUUGUAUGCAUAAACGCACAGCCUCUCGAUGGACUUUCCCAUCCGGAGGUGGUCAACAUGCUGAAGAAUGCCUAUGGAGACAUCAUCUUACAGGUGAUCGCAGACACCAACAUCAGCGCCAUUGCCAGUCAGGUGGAGAGCAUGUCCCCGAGCCUCCGUAGCACUGCUACCCGCGAGGCCUUGAGCACGGACCCUGAGUGA